This is a messenger RNA of Diachasmimorpha longicaudata, 3205 nucleotides long. RefSeq lists its product as uncharacterized. The record is from RefSeq and is a predicted model, not a curated record. NCBI's taxonomy places the organism in Eukaryota, Metazoa, Arthropoda, Insecta, Hymenoptera, Braconidae. Bases 138 to 1775 code for a protein of 545 amino acids. The transcript is spliced from 6 exons.
CAUGGAAAUAGAAACGCAAUUUUUUCUGUUAAAUAAUAAGCUAUAUGCAUCAUUCUGCAAAGUUAUCAGUUUAUAUGAAACUACUCGAAAACACCAGGUUCAAUUGUACGAAUCGUGAUUUUUUUUCAUAACCUAAAAUGUCGGAAACCUCACAUCCAUCUCGCGAUCCAAAAAAUCUCAGCGAACCAUUCGCAGUCAUCGAAUUUCUCGAGAAAAACGAAAAAGGGCUACCAUGCAUUGAUUUGGUGCCGAAAAAAUGGUUUAAUAGUGCAGAAGAAGACACCUGUAAAUUCCCACCGACAACUGAAUAUCAUCUACUUGACGACUACUUGGAAAAAUUGCACUCGCCCAAGGACUCUUGGCAAAGUUAUCCAUUUUGCUUCAUCACCGGAGCAGCUGAUUUGGAUCAGGGUCGCAGAAGAUUAAAAAAGGCCCAAGUAACUCUCAACUGUGAGACAACCGAUGGUGAAAAUGAUCGAAAGGGGGGGAGGUCCGAAACUUCCUCGAAAGCAAAAAUUUCAGCAAAACCCUUAACUGCAUCAAAGUCUCAACUAAACAACAUCUUUAGUACUAAAAUCCCGAUUCCACCUAGAAAUCAAACUCCAAAGUCUGGUAUACAAGCAAAACCAAAGACAAGAUUUCAAAGCAUUUACCAGAGUGGAUCUGACUCUGAAGACGAAAAUCAUGAUUGUCUUAUAGCUAAUCCUGAGGAGAUUCGAGCCUCAAAGGCUCAAAAUAAUUCUGGCUUUUUGCAAAUGUCGAGUAAAUCGCGAUCUGUACCAACAGGUGCAUGUUUAUCAUUUAAACAGCGGUCAAGGAAGAAUAUUACUUUGCUUAAAGACGUCGAAACUGAUGAAUCUGAGAGCAAUGAUUCCUCCGAUGGAAUUCUGCAGUCACCUACAAAAUCGAUGGACUCAGCGAGAAAUACAAGAAAAGAACUUCAUUUGACACCUCCUUCACCACUAGUCCAUAACGCUUCAGGUAACCGAAAAAGGCGUGCAUCGUCUACUACACGCGCUGAAGACGGAUUGAAUUCGAUUGUGAGCCCAGGAACUCCAAAAACUUCACGAUCAAUGAUGGUACCCCCUGCUAAGAUGCCAAAAAUGCUGGGACCACAAAACCAGUUGUCAUCUAGUCAUUAUGCUGAUAAUGAACGUCGAAUCCUGAACUCCCUUCGAGAUUACUUUGAUCAGCAAUUAGAUGAAAAGCUCGAAAAUUUAAGACGCAGGAUGGCUUACGAUUUAAAGCAGUCUAUGAAUGAGCUCAAGACCACAAUCAUUGGCACUAAUCUAGCCCCAGCUUCUGGUCCUAGCUUGCUUGAAAUACAGAAGCAGAUGUCUACGCCACUACUAUUUGAAAUGGAUGAUAAGUUCCAGGAAUACGAAGCGAUAUUGACAACGGACCCAAAUCUCGUAGAAACACUGCGAUUAUUCAUGAGAGUUUUGAUAAGCAAUAAAAAAGAGAUGAAAAUAUGUGUUUCCACUAUCCUAUCUGCGGUUCUGAGGAAGACAGUGUCACUGCACUAUUCUGGUUACGGAAAGGAAGCUGGCGGAAAGAAAAAGAAAAAUUUUUAUAACACUACAGUAUGCAAAGUACUGAUUGAUGUGAUAAUUGAGGUAAUAGGAUCCAGCACUGAUGAGAAGAAGAUAAUGUCAGAAGUAAGUACUUGGUUGUCACGUUCUGGCGAUCGAGAGGGUGGGCGUAAGGAACGACAACGCGGGUCAAGUCAUCAUAACGAGAAUAAUUCAGUUUGUUCCUUUGAUACCAAUCGAUAAUACUUCAUUUUUCCGGGAUAAAUGGAAUUGUAAAAUCACUGUGUUAAUAUGACUCCAUUAGUUCAUUUUCGUAAUUGUAUUAGUUGUGAUAUUCUUGAUAAAAGGUACGAUUAAUAGGAAAAGUUUAUAUUAUCAAUAUAUUUUUAUCGCGAGGCGUUUCAUUGGGCAGAAUAUAUAUUAAUAUAUGAAUAUUGUUUAGUAUUCGGCUGUCAUUGAAGUAUUAAUUAUAUUUAUUAUAUUUCUCCUGGCGAGGUCGGAAAUCCAGAAGAUGGAAAUAACAAUUGGAAAAUGUGAUGUAUCUUAGCAUAAUAAAGUAUUUUCUAUGUCAUUUCCUCAUAAGUUAGAUCACGGGAAUAAAUAUCCGUUGUUGGUUCAGGGAUUAAAUAUUAUGUCCAAAAGUUUAAAGGGAAAAAUAAUAAGUGGAUUUUUAAUUUUUAAGAAAAAUUCUAAUGAAAGUAAUUUCAGCCAUUGAGAGCUGUUUUCAGUAUUUGGUGAUUCAAGUCAAAUAAUAUUUAUAAGGUUGAAGUUUCACAAUCGGACUGCGUCCAUAUUCCCCAAAGAUUUCAAAUUUAAGGGUUGAAAUUAAUUAGUUAUAUGUAAUCCUAUCCAAGACUUUUUUAUAUUUCUAAGUUUGUUUGAAAGAGUGAAUAUAAUAAGCAAUAUUAUAUAGAACUAGCACACAAUCAAUGCAACUAAAUAUCAUUCUGUGUUCCGGAGUUGCAGAUGGAGAAGACAUUAUUGUAAAAAAAGGACGUCUUUCCGAGAUGAAAAAAUAAUUCUUAUCAGGAUAAUUCGUAUCAGCAAUUGUCUAUGGAUAUAAGAAUUAAUUCUUAUCAUCCAUAGCGGAAUAAAUUAUCCAUAAUAUUGCUAUUAUAAUGACUGUUUUCAUGCUUGAAUUGAAGCACGAUAAUUUAUCAAUUCUAAACUACUAAUUUAAAAAAUAACAUUGGUGCGUUAUUUUGUUGGAUAUUUUGUUAAUACAAUCUUCGAAUUCUGAAGACUGACUGCUAAUAUUAUUAGAUUGUAAGAGAGAGUUUAUUAAGACUUAAUAUGGUAUGUCGUAUUAAAUUUCGGAUUCAAAUGAUCUACGUAGAUUAUUUAUUUUAAAAGCGGAUGAAAAUAAUCCACAAAAGAUUUUUCUACAAUUUAUACCUGCAAUCAUUUUUUUGAGUUUUCAUAUUCUGUUCGCGGAAAAAUCUCAUAGUUGUGAUUAUCUUUCAUGAAAAUUGGAGAUACAAACACUGCAUAUCUUUAACUGUUCAACCAAAAUCGGAUGAAAACAUGUACUAUGUCGAUAGGAGGAAAAAAGUUUUUGAUUGGCUGAGUUUUUUUGUCAAUAGAUUUAAUAAAUUUAAAUAUAAGUUUUGUCACAUAAUAAAACUGUUUUCUGUAUAAUGUUGAAGGUAAUAAAUACAUGUCUGCUUAUCAGA